Messenger RNA from Xenopus laevis (African clawed frog), 2410 nucleotides. It is a transcript of the gene haus3l.L, whose product is annotated as HAUS augmin like complex subunit 3 L homeolog. Gene Ontology annotation, cellular component: spindle; mitotic spindle; microtubule organizing center. NCBI's taxonomy places the organism in Eukaryota, Metazoa, Chordata, Amphibia, Anura, Pipidae. The record is from RefSeq and is marked provisional. Gene Ontology annotation, biological process: microtubule organizing center organization; spindle assembly.
GGAACUGAAGAGUAAGAAGGUUACGCCUCAGAGACAGCGCCUGGAGUUGUUCCCAGAUUCCUAAUCAUGAGCGGGGGGGACCGGUUUGUACAAACGCUGCAGAAGCUCAAUUAUCCUAAAGGCGCCCAGCUGGACGGGGAGGAUUUUGAUUGGCUCUUUGAAGCAGUCGAUUUGAAACCUUUCCUAGACUGGUUUUGUUCUGCCGCAAGUGAACAGAAUGUGGUGCCAGACGAGAAGCUACAAGCUUUUAAUACACUCAAGGAGUCGGGGAAACCUGUACUGGAUGAAAAGGCUUUGGAUGAAGUACUAAAAACCUUCUCCAUAUCAAAAGUACCCGCCAUAGAAGAAGUGGCAAUUGAGAAACUGGAGGAAGAAGUUAAAGCUUUGCAGAAGCAGAAAAAUCUACAUAUCAGGAGGCGGAAUAAGCUGCAGAUGGUGGAGUCUGGUAACCGCCAAAUGUGCUUGAAAUCUAAAGAUAAGGAAGAAGAGACUGGCAGAGCUUUCCAAGAAGUUCUACAUCUCCUCCGGGUCACCAACAAGAAGCUGAAUCAUGAGCUGCAGAGCAUCGUUAAUGGUGUCCAGACCCUAAUGUCCUUCUUUUCCACUCCAGAAACAGCCUGCGAGCUGUCAUCUCAGCCCAUAUUUCUGUCUCAGCUCCUCCGUGAUAAGUACCUGUCCCUUGAAGAACAAAGCACAGCCGCUCUUACCUCCUUUACUAAGGAACAUUUUUUUGAGGGCAUGUCUAAAUUUGUUGAAGGCUCUGACGAGAACUUUCAGCUUGUCCAGCUGAAUGUGAACAGUUUCGGGGAAGAUGGCACCACCGAGGACAAGUGCAAAGAGAUGAUGAGACUUCAGUUGGCGUAUAUUUGUGCCAAGCACAAGCUGAUUCAAAUGAAGGCUAAAAGUGCCAGUUUGAAAGUCGGCCUACAGUGGGCUGAAAAUAAUGCCAGUGUCGUGCAGGAUAAGGCCUCUCAGAAAGAAGAAAAUCUCAAAGUAAGAAUCACAAGCUUAAAAAACGAGACUUUGCAAAUUGAGAAUCAUACAAAUAGCAUUAGCAAUGAGAAGCUCCCUGGCUUGGUGCGGGACAAUGCCCAGCUAUUAAAUAUGCCCAUUGUGAAAGGAGACUAUGACCUGCAGAUGGCACAUCAGACCUCGUGUUCCUCUAGACAAGACCUGGUGUGUGACCAUCUCAUGAAACAGAAAGCUUCCUUUGAACUCCUUCAGCUGGGCUACGAGCUGGAACUAAGGAAGCACAGAGAUGUGUAUCGGGAGCUGGGAAGCAUCGUACAGGAACUGAAGGAAAGCGGUGAUAAACUGGAGGAAAGGUUGACAAUGUUAUCCGAUGUAAACUUGCUGUCAGCCUCCAAACCCAGGAGCAAUAUUGAUUCUAAGGAUUUGACUUCACACAGAUUAUACCAGCUGCUGGAUGGAGACAACACCCAGAAACUGUUCAGAACAUAUGACGGUUUGGAAUCGGUGGCCCAGAAGUUAAGCCAAGACAUUGCUUCCAUGAGAGAUCAGCUGGAGGUUUCUGAGCAAGAGCAUUCCCUUCUCUUGUCCAAACUGGACUCUCAUCUGAAGGAGCUCCGUGACUUUAUGUAUCCUGAAGGAAACACUCUUAUGUUAACCACCCCGGAGCUUUCAGGUGAGUUCCAUCAGUUAGGGUCCCAGCUGGAGAAACUAAACCACAUUACAGUGGAAAUCCUGGGAGAUCUGCAGCUGAAGAGGAAGAUGCUGGAGUCCAAUAAGUUGCAGCAGAUAGAGAAGCAGUUGUACGUCUAUUUCUUCCAAAACGAAGAGCAACUAAAAAGCAUUGUAGGAAAACUGGAGGCCCAGACAGGCGGCGGUUCUUCUGCGUGAAGUCCUCAAACUGCCGCCUUAACCCUAUGAACUCUUAUCAGGUCUUAAAUUGAUUUCAGAUGAUUUUUUUUAGCCCACAUAUUUAUUGAUGUAAAUAGGAUUGCCUUGUUAUACUGUUAAUGAGAUAUUAGAAGCUCAGUGACCUAUUUUAUAGCAUUUUCAUGUUCAUUUUAAUUCGGACACUGCUUUGGCUUCAAUUAACAGGGAAAAAGCCAUUUUUAAACUUUUUAGUUUGGUAUUCUGGAGAAAUUAGAUGAGCAGAUUAAACAUCACCCAGCUGCUGUGUUUCUAUAUCCCAAUGUGUUUAUCUGUUUAUAAUAUCAGUAUUACAGAUGAGCCCUGCUCCCAAAUCACAUCUAUUAGCAGUGGGGGGGUUAAUGUACAUCUCUGCUUCGAUGCCCAGUAUAAAGGAAGGGAAACUGUAUCUCCCCCCCCCCCAUAUAACUUAAAGGGAUACUGUCAUGAUUUUAUGGUUUAUUUUUAUUUCUAAAUGACACUGUUUACAUUGCAAAUAAUUCACUCGGCCAUUUAAAAUUAUUUUAUUCUUGAA